AUGGCGUUCACCAUGCGCGCCGUGAAGGUUCCGCCGAACUCGGCGUCGAUGGGGGAGGCGCGGCACCGCGUGUUCGACUUCUUCAGGGAGGCCUGCCGCGCCAUCCCCUCCAUCAUGGAGAUCUACAACCUCGACGACGUCGUGACCCCCGCCCAGCUCCGCGCCAGCAUCUCCCAGCAGAUCCGGAAGAACCAGGGCGUCUCCGACCCCAAGGUCAUUGAUAUGCUUCUCUUCAACGGGAUGGAGGAGCUGAACAACAUCACCGAGCACGCGAAGCAGCGCCACCACAUCAUCGGGCAAUAUGUGGUUGGCCACAAGGGGCUGGUGCAGGACCUGGAAAAGGACCAAGGGAGCUCCGAGUUCCUGAAGAAAUUCUACACCAGCAACUACUAG
Triticum turgidum subsp. durum (durum wheat) is the source of this 393-nucleotide messenger RNA. The record is from the annotation of a GenBank genome assembly. NCBI's taxonomy places the organism in Eukaryota, Viridiplantae, Streptophyta, Magnoliopsida, Poales, Poaceae.